Messenger RNA from Cherax quadricarinatus, 622 nucleotides. The record is from RefSeq and is a predicted model, not a curated record. NCBI's taxonomy places the organism in Eukaryota, Metazoa, Arthropoda, Malacostraca, Decapoda, Parastacidae.
CUCGCUAUGUCGAUGAAGAUCACAUAGCCAUCAAGCCAAUGUCUCGGGAGUUCUUCGAGAUAAUCGACACAAUACUCAACUCUGAAUAUUAUACUCCAAUCCCCAUGAGGCGUUUUACCUGGUUCCUCCAAAAGACACCCUAAAUGAGAACAACUUAAGAAAAGAUAAGAUUGCUCAAGCUUGGCUAUGCUUCCUCACUGGUCAGAGGGUGAGAACCACCUUGUGUUCAACAUGUUGCCAGGAACUGCACCCGUGUUUGAUACCACACUCAGCUUGCAGCGUGGCAAGGUGAUUGUUGCUGGUGGAGGCUUUUCUUCCCUCACCUACCGCCGGGGCUAUGAUGUUUCAAUCCCUGUGUAUAAUCCAGCCCACCAGGACUCUCCCAUAGGAAGAAAACCAGUAGCAUCCCGACGCUGGCUGGUGGUGUCUUCGCAGGUAAACAUUCAUCGUGACUACCGUGAAGACCUGGAGGCCCAGCGUCUCGACAAGAAGACGCAGCCUGAUGACUUGCUUGUCUUAGACAAGUGUCAACACUUUACCAACCUGACAGUGAGGUGUCAAGGCUCCAAGAUGUUUGUCUACCCUGAUGUACUCAGAGUAAGUACUCUAGCAUGAUAAACAU